Molecule: messenger RNA, 2043 nt
Organism: Parastagonospora nodorum SN15
Lineage: Eukaryota; Fungi; Ascomycota; Dothideomycetes; Pleosporales; Phaeosphaeriaceae
Exons: 1
Coding region: 1-2043 (680 amino acids)
Biological process (GO): mRNA splicing, via spliceosome; spliceosomal complex assembly
Cellular component (GO): post-mRNA release spliceosomal complex; Prp19 complex; U2-type catalytic step 2 spliceosome
Molecular function (GO): protein binding
Source: RefSeq, a predicted model, not a curated record
AUGGAGAGCUCACGAGGACCUCCGCGCGUCAAGAACAAGGCGGCCGCGCCCAUCCAGAUCAGCGCCGAACAGCUGCUUCGCGAAGCCGUCGACCGUCAAGAUGACAAGCUCAAGGCGCCGACGCAGCGCUUUGCCGACUUGGAGGAGCUGCACGAGUUCCAGGGCAGGAAGAGGAAGGAGUUUGAGGACUAUGUGCGGCGCAACAGGAUUAACAUGAACAAUUGGAUGCGCUAUGCGCAGUGGGAACUCGAACAGAAAGAGUUCAGACGUGCGCGAUCCAUCUUUGAGCGUGCGCUGGACGUCGACAGCACUGCUGUUGCACUAUGGCUGCGUUACAUCGAGGCCGAGAUGAAGCACAGAAACAUCAACCAUGCGCGAAACCUGCUGGAUCGAGCCGUCACUAUUCUGCCGCGGAUCGAUAAGCUGUGGUACAAAUAUGUCUACAUGGAGGAGACCCUCGGCAACAUUGACGGUGCUCGUUCUGUCUUUGAGCGGUGGAUGCAGUGGGAACCAGAUGAGGCGGCAUGGUCAUCGUACAUCAAGCUGGAGAAAAGGCAUGGCGAGUUCGAAAGAGCCAGGGCCAUCUACGAGCGCUUCACCGUUGUCCACCCAGAGCCGAAGAACUGGAUCAAGUGGGCAAAAUUUGAGGAGGAGAAUGGCACCAGCGAUCUUGUCCGCGAUGUUUACGGCACGGCAGUGGAAACACUCGGUGAUGAGUUCAUGGACGAGAAGCUGUUCAUGUCGUACGCGAAAUUCGAAGCAAGACUGAAAGAGCUGGAGCGCGCCCGAGCAAUCUACAAAUUCGCCUUGGAUCGGAUGCCACGAUCGAAGUCGGUGAAUCUGCACAAGGCAUUCACGCAGUUUGAGAAACAGUUCGGUGACAGGGACGGCAUCGAGGACGUCAUUCUUUCAAAGCGAAGGGUACACUACGAGGAGCAGGUCAAGGAGAACCCGAAGAACUACGACGCAUGGAUAGACUUUGCACGCCUGGAAGAGACGUCUGGAAAUACAGAUCGCGUGCGGGACGUGUACGAACGUGCGAUUGCGCAAAUACCACCAACACAAGAGAAGCGACAUUGGAGACGAUACAUAUACCUGUGGCUGUUCUACGCAGUCUUCGAAGAGACCGUGUCACGCGACGUUGAGCGAACACGGCAAAUCUACCAAGAGUGCAUACGCCUACUCCCGCACAAGCGCUUCACCUUUGCCAAAGUCUGGCUCAUGUUCGCGCAUUUCGAAGUCCGACAGAACCAGCUCACGACUGCGCGGAAGCUGCUCGGUCAGGCUAUCGGCAUGUGUCCCAAGGACAAGCUAUUCAAAGGCUACAUUGAGCUUGAGAUGAAGCUAUUUGAGUUCGGCCGGUGUCGACAGCUAUACACCAAGUACAUUGAGUGGAACGGUUCAAACUGCCAGACCUGGAUCAAGUUUGCAGAGCUGGAGCGAGGACUGGACGACCUUGAUCGUGCCCGGGCGAUCUUCGAACUCGCCGUGGACGAACCACAACUAGACAUGCCGGAACUGCUCUGGAAAGCCUAUAUCGAUUUCGAGGAAGGCGAGGGCGAGUACGACCGCACACGCGCUCUCUACGAGCGUCUCCUCCAGAAGACCGACCACGUCAAGGUCUGGACUUCCUGGGCACAAUUUGAACUCUCCGUCCCCGACGAAGGCGACGAGACCGCCGCCGAAGACGAAGACCGCCCAGUGUCCGAAGCCGCCAAAGACCGUGCCCGCGACAUCUUCACCCGCGCACACACACGUCUCAAGGAUCUCAACGCCACGACCGAUCGCGUCGCCUUGCUCACUGCCUGGCGAUCCUUCGAAGCCAUCCACGGCACCGCGGAAGACCAGGAGAAGAUUGAGAAACAGAUGCCGAGGAAGGUCAAGAAGAGAAGAAAGCUGGACGAUGGCGAGUUCGAGGAGUAUGUUGACUAUGUCUUCCCUGCGGACGACGAGAGCGCGGCCAAAUUGGCGAAACUCAUGGCGAAUGCGCAGAAGUGGAAGGCCAUGCAGGCUGCGAAGCAGGCUGGGGAGAAUGGGGAAUAG